Molecule: messenger RNA, 1134 nt
Organism: Lampris incognitus (smalleye Pacific opah)
Lineage: Eukaryota; Metazoa; Chordata; Actinopteri; Lampriformes; Lampridae
Product: guanine nucleotide-binding protein G(o) subunit alpha-like
Exons: 10
Coding region: 1-1134 (377 amino acids)
Biological process (GO): adenylate cyclase-modulating G protein-coupled receptor signaling pathway
Cellular component (GO): heterotrimeric G-protein complex
Molecular function (GO): G protein-coupled receptor binding; GTPase activity; guanyl nucleotide binding
Source: RefSeq, a predicted model, not a curated record
AUGUUCUGCUGUCUCAGAUUUCUCCCUGUUCAUCUGCAGGUCUGCAUGGGAACCUGCCUGCAUCGUGAUGUUGCGGAGGAGGACAAAAGCGCUAAGAAACAGAGCUCCAGAAUAGAGCAAGAUAUACGCGAACACGCAAAGCGUGAGAUGAAUGUAGUUAAAAUCCUCAUGCUUGGCGCUGCAGAGAGCGGAAAGAGUACCCUGAUCAAACAGAUCAAGAUAAUCUACAGCCAUGGCUUCUCCAAGCAGGAACUCCUUCGUUUCAAGCCUGCAGUGCUAGACAAUCUCCUGACCUCUAUGAAGUUUGUGCUGCACGGGAUGGGGAUGCUGAGGAUAAACCUAGCAAACAAAAAGAACAAGGUGCACGCCCGUUCCAUCCUCGCCUGUAGCCAGUGUUUAGGGGAGGACCAGGAGCUGCUUCCCUUUGUGGCCUAUGCUUUUUGUGCCCUAUUGGCGGACCAAGGGGUGCGGGCUGCAACGGCCAGGGGUUACGAAUUUGAGCUAAAUGACUCAGCAGUCUAUUUCUUUGAGAACAUGAAUCGGCUCAUCGCUCCCAACUAUGUUCCCACAGAGAUGGAUGUAUUGAGAGUGAGAGUGAGGACCUGUGGAAUCAUCGAAACUCAGUUUCAAGUCAAUGAAAGGGUGUUCCGGAUGUAUGAUGUAGGUGGGCAGCUGAGUGGAAGAAGGAAAUGGCUCCACUGCUUCGAUUGUGUCCAUGCUGUCCUGUUUGUGGUGGCCCUCAGUAGUUACGAUAUGACCCUGAUGCAAGACCUCUCAACAAGCCGACUGCUGGAAAGCCUUGAACUCUUUACCUCCAUCUGCAACAGCACAGUUUUCAAAAAUACUUCUCUGAUCCUGUUCAUGAACAAAACCGACCUUUUCCGGGAGAAGAUCUUGUACUCGGGAAGACACCUAAGGCUUUACCUCCCCAGUUAUCAAGGACCAGAUACUGAUGUGAAGGCUGCAGCGCAACACAUCACUGCCAUGUUUGUCGCACGGAACUGCAGCAGACCCGACCAGCCGGUGUACCACCACUUCACCACGGCCACGGACACCUCCAUUGUACAGAGGGUUUUCCAGGCGGUUACGGAGGAAGUCGUUCAACAGCACCUGAAAGCCGUCCCGCUGCUGUAA